CAACCUUCGAUGCCCUUUCUACCCUCGCAGGGCUGGAUAGGCUUCAUAUUCCUCAAUGCCCCUCCGCGGCGAUGGACCGGUGGUUGUGCCGAUUGAACUGCCAGACGUUGUUACACGGACUUCUAAACACGUCAUUUUCGGGACGCUUUCUUUUCCCAAUCCCGAGCUAUGCAUGUUGUGGGGAUGUCGGAGAUUAAGCAUUUAAAGACACAGAGGGGGGGGGAUGCAGGGUCGAAAGCAUUUGCUUAAUUUCACCUCCUUUUUCGAACCUCUGUAGCACAAUGCAUUCGUCCUUGUCUGCGCGCGGUUCUAUUUGGCUGCUUUUUGCAAGUUUUGUUCACUCACAAACUGGGGUAACGAAUCCCAUAUCCGAGAAGUGCGGUUCUUCGGUGGUGUGCAUCAACAGGUAUGCGAAUGUAUUGCCAUAUCACUUCUUUCGAAAUGUGUCUACUAGCGACGCCCCGACUACUUUUGGGGACACCACUAUAGUGAAUGGCACUUCUCUGGAUCAUGUAAAAUCUGCCGAUUUUAUCGUAUUUGAUAAAGAGAGAGGUCUCGAGGUGUUAGGCUCGAAGCCGAGCUAUGAAUAUAUGUUUUCUGUCUCCGAUGCUGUCCACGAAGCCCCUGUCUAUGUGGCUUCACAGAACAAGCUGUACCUGUCGCAACUGGCUCCUCCUCCAGGAUAUCUCCCUCAACUUGUUGUUGAUCUGAAUCAAGACCCUCCCACUUUGUCCGAAUUUCUUUCCGACCCUCCUGUUUACGCCCCCAAUGGAGGUACGUUCUAUGACGGCAAGGUCAUCUGGGGAGCAUCUGGUGGCAACAAUUCCGUCGGAGGCAGUGAACAACGUAUUUCUUUGCGAACCCUGGACCCACAAACCAACAAAACGACAAGUUUGGUCAACAAUUACUUUGGGUUUUAUUUCAACACCAUCGACGAUCUUAUAGUGCACCCCAAGACCGGAGACGUUUGGUUCACAGAUCCUCAAUAUUCUUGGUUCAAUGCUCUCACAGACACUCCUCCCCAGCUCCCAUCCGCCAGUUACAGAUACAAUUCAACAUCAGGUGCGGUGUUUGUAGUAGAUGACACCAUUAGUCAGCCCAAUGGCAUUGCGUUUAGCCCGGACGGUUUGAUUGUGUAUAUCACCGAUAGUGGCUCCGUAUCCGGACCGGUCGAUCCUAAAUACGGCCAUCCUGGUACUCCAUUCAAUGCCACUGGACAUAGAACAAUUUAUGCCUUUGACGUUAGUAAGGAUGGUACCAAAGCCUCUAACAAGCGCGCCAUUUACUUGUCUGCUGGAUACGUCCCCGAUGGCCUCAAAGUUGCUGCAAACGGAUACAUUGUGGCAGGAACUGGGCGAGGAGUUGAUAUCCUUGAUCCUGUUGGUCAGCUUCUCUUAACUGUGCAAACAAACUAUACAGUACAGAACUUUGCCUGGACCGGUCCAGAGCUCAAAACGUUAUGGCUAAUGGGUCAGGGAGGGAUUAGCAAGGUGGAAUGGGAUCUUGCAGGGCAGAGAUUGAAGUAAUCCCCUAGACUAGAGAAUUUCAUUGUUAUUCUACCUGGUGUUAUCGCCAGCGGUCUCUUUAGGAAAAUCAUCUUAGCUAAUAAUUAUCGAUGAUGAAUAAUAUACCACUUGUUUUCCAUCCAAUGAGAAGU
Messenger RNA from Aspergillus wentii DTO 134E9, 1657 nucleotides. RefSeq names its product SMP-30/gluconolactonase/LRE family protein. NCBI's taxonomy places the organism in Eukaryota, Fungi, Ascomycota, Eurotiomycetes, Eurotiales, Aspergillaceae. The transcript has 5 exons. The record is from RefSeq and is a predicted model, not a curated record. Bases 282 to 1526 code for a protein of 414 amino acids.